CGGAAGGCGUGGGGGACGCCCCGGUCCCCAGCAUGGCGGCCGCCUGGCCCUCCGGGCUGGCUUCUCCGGAGACCGUGUCCGCCCAACUCUUGGGUAUCCUGUGGUUCGUGUCAUUCACCACAGGACCUUGGGGAGCUGCUGCCACCGCCGCCGCCGGGGGCGACGAGACGCUUAAGUGCGAGGACCUCAAAGUGGGACAAUAUAUUUGUAAAGAUCCAAAAAUAAAUGAUGCUACACAGGAACCAGUUAACUGUACAAACUACACAGCUUAUGUUCCAUGUUUUCCAGCACCCAACAUAACUUGCAAGGAUUUUGGUGGCAAUGAAACACAUUUUACUGGAAAUGAAGUUGGUUUUCUUAAGCCCAUAUCUUGCCGAAACGUAAAUGGCUAUUCAUACAAAGUGGCAGUUGCACUGUCUCUUUUUCUUGGAUGGUUGGGAGCAGAUCGAUUUUACCUUGGAUAUCCUGCCUUGGGUUUGUUAAAGUUUUGCACUGUAGGAUUUUGUGGAAUUGGGAGCUUAAUUGAUUUCAUUCUUAUUUCAAUGCAGAUUGUUGGACCUUCAGAUGGAAGUAGUUACAUCAUAGAUUAUUAUGGAACCAGACUUACAAGACUAAGUAUUACUAAUGAGACAUUUAGAAAAACACAGUUAUUUCCAUAAACAUUUUAAAAAAGAAACAGAUUUGGGCCUCCUUGAUUUUAAUGAGAACUCUCAGUAUGUGGAUUUCCAGAUUUUCCUUUUUCCUUCUUUACAUACCACUUUAUGGAUUCUGUAUGAUUUUUUUAUUGUUGUUGAUGUUUCUCUUUUGUUGUUUUAGUUAAAAGCAUAUUAUUCUGAGAUUUAUUUAGAAGGACUUUCUUUGAGAGCUGUAUGAUAAUAGUCUUUCUUAGGCUGCUGUCUCUAUGAGAUAGCUUAUUACCUUGAUAUUCUUUAGUGUCUUUUCCAAAGGCAAAUUGGCACUUGUCAUUUUCGCUUCUAAAAAAUAAGAAUUUGACUUAUUCACUUUUUUUAGUGCUUUAUUAAAAUCUUUUUAAAUGUUGAAUGUAGCUGUCUUCUGCGUUUUGAUCCUUCAAAGCAGUUAAUCCAUGGUGUGAACAAAUGUCAUUUAUAUUGCCUGGGGCUGCAGUCUUAUGUGUGACAACCUACCUGAUUUUCUGCAGCUUUCAGAUCUGUCUUUGCUUUGGUACCCAGGGAGCUAAAGAUCGUCAGGGAGUCUGAGACCUUGAGGCAACAUGGAUACUUCUGGCAUUGGUUCAGGUCCCUGAAGUGUGAACUUUUACCUUUUUGUUUUGGAGUGGUGCGCUAGCUUUUGAAAGAGCAGAUGUUGACUCAUUUAGCUCAAUGCAGUUAUAUUUGAAGCUGGAUGGACAAGGUGGGAACACUGAGAAGAUGAUUAAUGUCUUCCAUCUGUUAGGCCUGCCCGCAGAUGCCAGCACAAGUGCCUUAAGUGAUGCACCAGAUCUGAAGGAAGUCGCACCUGCACAUGAGCUCUGGUUUUCCUUAACAUGUUUAGAAGGGUUUUAAGAAGAUGGAACUACAUGAAAUAUAUGUCCCAUAAUACCAUCAUGCUCUUCCUUUAGUAAUAGGCAUCCCAGUUUCAAAAUUACUGGAGUCUGGGCUCCUUAAGAGUAAAGGCCAUAAUUUUUUUAUCGCUCAUUUUACUCAAAAAUAUAUAGUACAGUUAGCUUCGUAAUAUGUUAGUUAUUCAGUAACAGCUUCUCUAGUUCAUGAGAGAUUAUUAAGUAUUGAUAUGUGAAGUGAAUUUGGAUUAAUUCAUACUAUACACCAGGAAUGGCUUCUUUGAUUAAUUCAUUAAUUAAAAUAUUGAAUGUCUACCAUGUAGGAGGCACUGUUCUCUAUGCUAGGAUGCAACAGUGAAGAAAACACAGACGUCCCUGCUCUUAAAGAGUUUCUAUGUCCUUGGGAUUCACUUUUUUCACAGUGAUAGUAGUUUUGGCCAUAGUUAAGCUAGCUGGUAGUUGCCCAUUUUCUAGAAUUUCCUAGUCCCUUUUGAUUGCAGACAGUGUUUUGAAGUUUACUUCAGGAUCAUCUAAGCCCAGAUUUGAAAAUCUGUAAGUUUCCACAGCCACAUAAGUUCAAUUAUGUAAAAAAUACCUGCAAUCAAAUCUUAAAAAGUACUCUUGAUUCUUGAAUAAUUGUUAUAGGUAUUAACUUGGGAAGUCUGUUCAAAGCAGGUGCUUCUCAAAAUAUUUAUUCAAAUAAGCUGCACUCCAAAAGGGUUGUUGAUAAAAUCUAGAAUAAAGUCCCUUCACAAUACAGUCUUAAACCUUUAGACUUUAUUUUCACUAUAAUUUCCUAAGUUUACAUGACAAAACACCAGUUUUUCCAGAUUGUUUUAUUCUGUGUUGCCUAAUAUGUAAUUCUUUAACAAAUGAUUUUUCUAUCUUAUUUUUAUUCUAUUUUUAUGUGAAUGCAUUUAAUGCAUGUGAGUGCACUUUUUUAUUUACUUUCAUGGAGCACUGUUUUAUUACAGCUAUUAUUAUUAGUGUGUGUGUGUUUGUGUGUGUGUGUGUGAGCGCAAAUUAUAUGUUAAGGCCUCUGUAUGGAGAUGCUUUACAUGAUAAUCCUGCUUAUAAAGCAGUAGCAAAAAUUGUGAGAUGGAUUAGUUCAGUCAUUCCUUGGGUUACUCCUAAACCCUCUAGGAUGGAAUGGAAUGGAUUCUUUCAGUUCUACAGAAAGUGUUUCUGUAGAAACAUUUACAAAUGGUACUACUUUAUUUAGCCCAAAAGGAUUAAUACAAUUUCCAGAAGUACCUCUUUACCCCAGAAGAUUUCUUACCUACCCUGUAUUAAACUAAAGGCCCUGUUUAAAACUUCUAAGAUUCUGUUAUGUGCACAGCCAGCAUUUGUUCAUGGAACCUCUAGGUCUGUAAGAGAUAAUACUUUGGGGAUAUGUUUUGUUUCAUGAAAUUUCAGUGUCUUUAACCCUUAUUUUAACCCAUAUGCUUUUAAGGCUAAGCUAAGUAUUAUAAAACUGAUAAGAAACCAGGAAGCUAAAAACAGAUCUAAGAAAGAAACUAGAAAAAAGGAAAAUUAGUUUUUCAGAAGUAUAAUUCUAAGAUGUUGGUUCAUCUUCCUCACUCAGACAUCUUAAAUAUAGGUAUUCUCCAGAGUUCUGGCACCUUCCCUCUUCCUUUCUCUAUCUCAGCAUCCAUUUUGCUUUUUUCCCUUUAAAAACUAAUACAAGCUUAAUGAAGAAAUUUUGGGAAAACAAAAAGUGCAAAGAAAAAAAAACUCACUCUACAACUUACGGAUAACAAUGUUAAUACUUCUAUAUAUCCUAUUAGUUUUUACAUGUAUAUAUGUACGUUUUUCUUCUCAAGAAUACUGUAUUAUCCAUACUUAUUCUUCACAUUGUAAAUAUUUUUUCUAUUUCAGUGAAUAUUCUCUUACGAAAUUAUUUUUAAUGGCUGCAGAGUGUUCCUUGUCUGUAUCAUAAUUUAUUUGUUAUUUCUUAUUGUUUAGUGUUUAAGUUAUUCCAAUAAAUGGAUGAUGCACAUUUCUGUUUUUUUCUCUAGAAUUGUAGUUCUUACUCAACAAAUAAUUAUAUAUUAAAGUUUUUGAUGCAUACAUACAGUCUUAGUUAACUAAUCAGGGUAAUGGAGAAAGAAUGAAGUCAAACAGCCCAAACCAAAGUUCAGACAAAAUCACAGUCAACUCUCCUUUACCCUGGUGCAGAUUAACGGCAGAUAAGACACUGCAGGGACCUGCAACUACUCUUGCUCUGCAGUUAGGCCAAUGCUUAUUCAAGCUAAUUGCUGGCCUUCUCAUCCCAGGGACUAGAGAAGAAGAGCAAAACUUUGAGAAAGAGAUAGCUACUGGAGGAAGGGUGCUGGUGAAGAGUAUGGGGGAAUGAUAGCAAAUCUAUGCAUUUGGUACAGGAUGUCAAGUGGUUGACUGAAUCAUCUAAUUGCCCUCCAGAAAGCUUGAAGAUGAGAGAAGAGUUUUAAGAAGGAGUAAAUAGGAAGCUCAUUCAUAAUGGUCUAUACUCUCCUCUGCUGAGAGGAAAAACAAGUUCUAGGACUUCUAUGAUAAAUGAUCACAUUCUUGAGUCAGGCCAUUCUGAUUAUGACUGUAUUCCCACCGCUCAUACAGUAACCUAUUAGUGCUACCAUUUGACCUCUGCCAGUUGAUGUGAGGAUCCAGUAUGGAGUUGCUUAUGUCAGGCUUGCCUGCUUUUGCACUGACUGCCUCUGUAAAGAUGCCCCAACCUAAGAGGUAUCUGGUUGAACGUUCUGGUGGACGCCAGACUGGAUAACACCACAUGUGGACUGUCCCCUCUUAUCUCCGACCCCUGGCUGGCUGGACGGACUAUAUAAGGGACUGGACACAGAGCCCCUGGGGCAAGCUCGUCCCAGAGGUCCCGGACACCAGACCACAGACGUGUGCUCCAGGGCUUUCCUGCACAUCUGCCAGCGCUCCUGCUCCGUCAGGGAUUCCUCACUCCACCGGAACUGUCUCUGCUGCAUCACCUUCCCCCUGGGAAAGGCGAGAGGCUGAUUGGGACAGCCCGGAUCCAAACCAUCCAUCGU
Messenger RNA from Manis pentadactyla (Chinese pangolin), 4551 nucleotides. RefSeq names its product TM2 domain containing 1 (gene TM2D1). The record is from RefSeq and is a predicted model, not a curated record. Gene Ontology annotation, biological process: apoptotic signaling pathway. Gene Ontology annotation, molecular function: G protein-coupled receptor activity; amyloid-beta binding. The transcript has 8 exons. Lineage: Eukaryota; Metazoa; Chordata; Mammalia; Pholidota; Manidae. Bases 33 to 659 code for a protein of 208 amino acids.